Molecule: messenger RNA, 13999 nt
Organism: Dicentrarchus labrax (European seabass)
Lineage: Eukaryota; Metazoa; Chordata; Actinopteri; Moronidae
Gene: nf1a
Product: neurofibromin 1a
Exons: 57
Coding region: 190-8514 (2774 amino acids)
Biological process (GO): regulation of GTPase activity
Source: RefSeq, a predicted model, not a curated record
UCUGAAGAAGACUUCCGGUGGUGUGUCAUGGCGGUGGCAUGGUGAAUCCUACAGAAAGGGAAAAAUACUCGCCCCUUUCGUCCUUUCCCAUCGACUCGGGACAGAUUUUCAUGCAUAAAUAAGCCCGUCAGCUCUGGCCUCAUACCUUGGAUCUACCAGCGCAGCGUUGCGGUGUCCCUCCGCCCGGCCAUGGCGGCUCACAAACCAGUGGAAUGGGUCCAGGCCGUGAUUACUAGAUUUGAUGAGCAGCUUCCCAUUAAAGUUGGACACCAGAACACCCACACCAAAGUAAGCACAGAGCACAACAAGGAAUGUCUGAUCAACAUCUCCAAGUACAAGUUCUCCCUCGUCAUCAGUGGCCUCACAACCAUCCUCAAAAAUGUCAACAACAUGCGGAUAUUUGGAGAAGCUUCUGAGAAGAACCUCUACCUCUCCCAGCUCAUCAUUCUUGACACCCUGGAGAAGUGCCUGGCUGGGCAAUCCAAGGACUGCUUGCGUCUGGAUGAGACCAUGCUGGUCAAACAGUUGCUGCCGGAGAUCUGCCAUUUCAUCCACACAUACCGUGAGGGCCACCAACAUGCUGCUGAGCUCCGGGCCUCGGCCUCAGCUGUCCUCUUCUCCCUGAGCUGCAACAACUUCAACGCCGUCUUCAGCCGCAUCUCCACCAGGCUACAGGAGCUGACCGUGUGCUCAGAGGACAAUGUGGAUGUUCAUGACAUAGAGCUGAUGCAGUACAUCAAUGUUGACUGCUCCAAGCUGAAGAGACUGCUGCAAGAAACUGUAUUGAAGUUUAGAGCUCUCAAGAAGCCGGCCCAGUUAGCAGUCAUCAACAGCUUAGAAAAGGCGUUUUGGAACUGGGUGGAGAAUUACCCAGAUGAGUUCACCAUGCUCUACCAACGACCACAGGCAGAUAUGGCAGAAGCUGCAGAGAAGUUGUUCGACCUGGUAGACAGCUUUGCGGAGAGUGCCAAGAGGAAGGCAGCUGUGUGGCCACUGCAGAUUAUCCUCCUCAUCCUCUGUCCAGAAAUUACACACACCAUCUCCAAAGACACGGUGGAAGACAGCAAGGCCAACAAGAAACUGUUUUUGGACAGUUUGCGGAAAGCUUUGGCGGGCCAGGGUGGCAGUAAGCAGCUGAUGGAGAGCGCUGCCAUCGCCUGUGUCAAACUGUGUAAAGCCUCCACCUACAUCAAUUGGGAGGACCACUCAACCAUAUUCCUCCUGGUCCAGUCCAUCGUCAUGGAUCUCAAGGCUCUCCUGUUCAACCCAGCCAAACCCUUCUGGAGAGGGACAGGCAGCCAGAACGCUGACGUGGAGCUCAUGAUGGACUGCUUUGUCUCCUGUUUCCGCAUCAAUCCUCACAACAACCAGCACUUUAAGGUCUGUUUGGCCGCCUCCUCCCCCUCCACCUUUCACUUUGUCCUGGUCAACUCGUUGCACAGAAUAAUAACCAAUUCCCAUCUGGAUUGGUGGCCUAAGAUUGAUGCAGUGUACUGCUACUCCGGAGAGCUUCGCUUUAUGUUCUCAGACACCCUCAACCGGGUGAUCCAAGGUGUUGGCACCCACGCUCCACUACGCAUGACACCGAGUCUGACAUUCAAAGGGAAGAUGACCACCAGCCUUAAGUUCAAAGAGAAAGCCACAGAACUUGACACUCGAAGUUACAAGUGCCUCCUUCUCGCUCUGGUCAAACUCAUCCACGCUGACCCCAAACUCAUGUUGCAUAACCCAGUAAAACAAGCUCCAGAGAUGCAGAGCAGCACAGCAGAGCUGAUCACUGGCCUGGUGCAGCUAGUGCCUCUUAACAACACCACCCAGCUCUCACAAGAAGCCAUGGAGGCUCUGUUAGUUCUGCACCAGCCAGAGACCAUAGAGCUGUGGAAUCCUGAUGCCCCAAUAGAGACGUUCUGGGACAUCAGCUCACAGGUGCUCUUCCUUAUCUGCCGCAAACUGAUCGGCCAGCAAAUGGUUAAUGGGACAGAAGUUCUCAAAUGGCUGAGGGAGAUCCUCAUCUGCAGGAACAAGUUUCUGCUCAAGAACAAGGAGUGUGCCACUAUGGGUGGCGGGAUUCCCAUCUGCCGGCAAGCGCAGACAAAGCUGGAGGUGUGUCUCUACAUGUUCCUGUGGAGUCCGGACACCGAGGCGGUGUUGGUGGCCAUGUCGUGUUUCCGCCACCUCUGUGAGGAGGCUGACAUCCGCAGUGCCGCCGACGAGGUGCCCGUCCAGACCAUCCUGCCAAAUUACGCCACCUUCAGUGAGCUGGCCUCCGUCAGCAACAUGAUGGGAACAGGCCGGUCCACCUUGCAGAAGAGGGUGAUGGCCUUGCUAAGGAGGAUAGAGCACCCCACACCAGGAAACAUUGAGGCUUGGGAGGACACAUAUGGUAAAUGGGACCAGGCCACCAAACAGAUUCUCAACUUCCCCAAAAACAAGGCAGAUGACGGGCAGCAGGAGUGGAUCAACAUGACGGGUUUCCUGUGUGGCCUCGGCGGUGUGUGUCUCCAGCAGCGCAGCACACCGGGCCCAGCCACCUACAGCCCACCUAUGGGCCCCAUAAACGAGCGCAAACACUCCAUGAUCUCCAUGGGCCCCUGCGAUGUGUCCAACCCCAUGGCCUCUGCCUCCUCCUGCUCCUCUUCGGCCUCCAACGAGACGCCCGUCAGCCGCUUCCUGGACCGGCUCCUGGCCCUGCUGGUGUGUGGCCACGACAGGGUUGGCCUCCACGUCCGCACCAACGUCAAAGACCUGCUGGGGCUGGAGCUCAGCCCCGCCCUGUACCCCAUGCUCUUCAACAAGCUGAGGAACAGUAUCGGCAAGUUCUUCGACACGCAGGGACCGGUUCCUAUCAAUGACACUAACACCCAGUUUGUGGAGCAGACCAUAGCCAUCAUGAAGAACCUGUUAGAUAACCACACAGAGGGCAGCUCUGAACACCUGGGACAGGCCAGCAUCGAGACCAUGAUGCUCAACCUGGUCAGAUAUGUGCGUAUCUUGGGCAACGUGGUCCACGCAAUUCAGAUCAAAACUAAGCUGUGCCAGCUGGUGGAGGUGAUGAUGGAGAGACGAGAUGACCUGUCCUUCUGCCAGGAGAUGAAGUUCAGGAACAAGAUGGUGGAGUACCUGACGGACUGGGUGAUGGGAACCUCCAACCAGGCUGCUGAUGAUGACAUAAAGUGUCUGACAAGGGACCUGGACCAGGCCAGUAUGGAGGCAGUUGUGUCUCUGUUGGCUGGUCUUCCUCUGCAGCCAGAAGAGGGGGAUGGAGUCGAACUGAUGGAGGCAAAAUCUCAGCUCUUCCUCAAGUACUUCACCCUGUUCAUGAACCUACUGAAUGACUGCAGUGAGGUUGAGGAUGAUGGCCAAGCAGUGGGGGGACGAAAGAGAGGAAUGUCCCGCCGGCUGGCAUCCCUCCGCCACUGCACCGUCCUGGCCAUGUCCAACCUUCUCAACGCUAACGUAGACAGCGGCCUGAUGCACUCCAUCGGUCUGGGUUACCACAAGGACCUGCAGACUCGAGCCACCUUCAUGGAGGUACUGACGAAGAUCCUGCAGCAGGGAACGGAGUUCGACACGCUGGCAGAGACGGUUCUGGCAGACCGCUUUGAAAGGCUCGUGGAGCUGGUCACCAUGAUGGGAGACCAGGGAGAGCUGCCCAUCGCCAUGGCUCUGGCUAAUGUGGUUCCUGGGUCCCAGUGGGACGAGCUAGCCCGAGUCCUGGUGACACUGUUUGACUCCCGACACCUCCUUUACCAGCUGCUGUGGAACAUGUUCUCUAAAGAGGUGGAGCUGGCCGACUCCAUGCAGACUCUGUUCAGAGGAAACAGCCUGGCCAGCAAAAUAAUGACCUUCUGUUUCAAGGUAUAUGGGGCAGCAUAUCUGCAGAAGCUACUGGAGCCUUUAUUAAGAGGGGUCAUCACCACCCCUGAUCACAUCAGCUUUGAGGUGGAUCCCACCAGGCUGGAACAAGAGGAGAACCUGGAAGAGAACCAGAGGAACCUGCUGCAGAUCACUGAGCGGUUCUUCCAGGCCAUCAUUGGUUCAUCCAGCGAGUUCCCCCCACAGCUCCGCAGUGUCUGCCACUGUCUUUACCAGGCUACUUGCCACUCUCUACUGAAUAAAGCAACAGUAAAAGAAAAAAAGGAAAACAAAAAAGCAGUGGUGAGUCAGCGGUUCCCACAGAACAGCAUCGGCGCGGUGGGCAGCGCCAUGUUUCUGCGCUUCGUCAACCCAGCUAUUGUGUCUCCCUAUGAGGCUGGUAUCUUGGACAAGAAGCCCCUGCCAAGGAUAGAACGCGGUCUCAAACUCAUGUCCAAGAUUCUGCAGAGCAUUGCAAACCAUGUCUUGUUUACAAAGGAAGAGCACAUGAGGCCCUUUAAUGACUUUGUGAAGAGCAACUUUGAUUCAGCCAGGAGGUUUUUCUUGGACAUAGCAUCUGACUCUCCACCCAGUGACUCAGUCAAUCACAGUCUGUCCUUCAUCAGUGACGGCAACGUGCUGGCCCUCCACCGCCUACUGUGGAACAACCAAGAGAGGAUCGGCCAGUACCUCUCCAGCAACAGGGACCACAAGGCCGUAGGCAGACGACCUUUUGACAAGAUGGCGACACUGUUGGCCUACCUGGGACCUCCUGAACAUAAACCUGUGGCUGACACUCACUGGUCCAGUCUCAACCUGACCAGCUCCAAGUUCGAGGAGUUCAUGACCAGGCACCAGGUUCAUGAGAAGGAAGAGUUCAAAGCCUUAAAGACCCUCAACAUCUUCUACCAGGCAGGAACCUCUAAGACCGGCAACCCAGUGUUCUACUACGUGGCCCGAAGGUUCAAAACAGGCCAGAUCAACGGUGACCUGCUCAUCUACCAUGUCCUCCUCACCCUCAAACCCUACUACGCCAAGCCCUACGAGAUAGUUGUAGACUUAACACAUGUAGGACCUAGCAAUCGCUUCAAGACUGACUUUCUGUCCAAGUGGUUUGUGGUCUUUCCUGGUUUUGCCUACGAGAACGUAGCAGCUGUCUAUGUUUACAACUGCAACACGUGGGUGAGGGAGUACACAAAGUACCACGAGCGGCUCUUAACAGGACUGAAGGGCAGCAAACGGCUCCAGUUCAUCGACUCCCCGGCUAAGCUGGCCGAGCACAUCGAACCUGACCAACAGAAGCUACCUGCAGCCACACUGACCCUGGAGGAAGACCUGAAAGUGUUCCACAAUGCCCUCAAGCUGGCCCACAAGGACACCAAGGUUUCAAUAAAGGUGGGCUCGACCGCAGUUCAGGUGACCUCAGCCGAGCGGACCCGUGUCCUCGGCCAGCCCGUCUUCCUCAAUGACGUCUACUACGCCUCAGAGAUUGAAGAGAUCUGCCUUGUGGAUGAGAGCCAGUUCACCCUCACUAUGGCCAACCAGGGCACACCACUCACAUUCAUGCACCAGGAGUGUGACGCCAUCGUCCAGUCCAUCAUCCAUAUCCGGACACGCUGGGAACUGUCGCAGCCAGAUUCCAUACCACAGCACACCAAGAUCCGACCAAAAGAUGUUCCUGGCACUCUGCUCAACAUCGCUCUGCUGAACCUGGGCAGCUCUGACCCCAGCCUCAGGUCUGCGGCUUACAAUCUGUUGUGUGCUUUGACCUGCACCUUCAACCUAAAGAUAGAGGGCCAGCUGCUGGAAACGUCUGGCCUCUGCAUACCAGCCAACAACACCCUUUUCAUAGUCUCCAUCAGCAAGACUCUGGCUGCCAACGAGCCCCAUCUGACUCUGGAGUUUCUGGAGGAGUGCAUCUCAGGCUUCAGCAAGUCCAGUAUUGAGCUGAAGCAUCUCUGCCUGGAGUACAUGACACCCUGGCUGCUCAACCUGGUCCGCUUCUGUAAGCACAACGACGACGCCAAGCGUCAGCGCGUCACCGCCAUUUUGGACAAGCUCAUCACUAUGACAAUCAACGAAAAGCAGAUGUAUCCCUCUAUCCAGGCAAAGAUCUGGGGCAGCCUGGGCCAGAUAACAGACCUGUUGGAUGUGGUGUUGGACAGCUUUAUUAAGACCAGCGCCACAGGAGGCCUAGGCUCCAUCAAAGCAGAGGUCAUGGCUGAUACAGCAGUGGCUCUGGCUUCAGGGAAUGUCAAACUGGUCUCCAGCAAGGUUAUUGGUCGGAUGUGUAAGAUCAUAGACAAGACGUGCCUGUCGCCAACACCUACACUGGAGCAGCACUUGAUGUGGGAUGACAUCGCCAUCUUGGCCCGCUACAUGCUCAUGCUGUCUUUCAACAACUCCCUGGAUGUUGCGGCCCACCUGCCCUACCUGUUCCAUGUGGUGACCCUGCUGGUAGCCACCGGGCCGCUGUCCCUCAGGGCCUCCACCCACGGUUUGGUCAUCAACAUCAUCCACUCCCUCUGCACCUGCUCGCAGCUCAACUUCAGUGAGGAGACAAAGCAGGUUCUGAGGCUGAGUCUGACUGAGUUCUCCCUGCCCAAGUUCUACCUGCUGUUUGGCAUCAGCAAAGUUAAGUCAGCCGCUGUCAUUGCCUUCCGCUCCAGCUACAGAGACCGCUCCUUCUCACCGGGCUCCUACGAGAGGGAGACGUUUGCCCUGUCCUCCCUGGAGACAGUCACUGAGGCCUUACUGGAGAUCAUGGAGGCGUGUAUGAGGGACAUCCCAGCCUGCAAGUGGUUAGACCAGUGGACAGAGCUGGCACAGAAGUUUGCAUUCCAAUACAACCCAUCCCUCCAGCCCAGAGCACUGGUGGUGUUUGGCUGCAUCAGUAAGAGAGUGAGCCACGGCCAGAUCAAGCAGAUCAUCCGAAUCCUCAGCAAGGCCAGCCCACUGCUGAGCAUAGACCGGGGCCUGGAGAGCUGUCUGAAGGGGCCAGACAACUACAACAGCCAAGUACUAAUAGAGGCCACAGUUAUUGCUCUGACCAAGCUGCAGCCUCUACUUAGCAAGGAGUCUCCCAUGCACAAAGCUCUGUUCUGGGUGGCGGUGGCUGUGCUGCAGCUGGAUGAAGUAAACCUUUACUCAGCUGGAACCGCUCUGCUGGAGCAGAACCUCCACACUCUGGACACAAUGCGCGUCUUCAAUGACAAGAGUCCAGAAGAGGUGUUCAUGGAGAUCCGGCGGCCUUUAGAGUGGCACUGUAAGCAGAUGGAUCACUUUGUGGGCCUCAACUUCAGUGCCAACUUCAACUUUGCACUGGUGGGCCACCUACUCAAAGGCUACAGACACCCAUCACCCACCACAGUAGCGAGGACAGUGAGAAUCCUGCACACACUGUUGGCUCUCAUCAGCAAGCAUCUGAAAUGUGACAAGUUUGAGGUCAACACCCAUAGUGUGGCCUAUCUGGCUGCACUACUCACUGUAUCCGAGGAGGUCCGAAGUCGCUGCAGCCUCAAACACAGGAAGUCACUACUGAUUUCUGACCUCUCCAUGGACCCGGUACCCAUGGACACUUAUUCCAGUCACAUCACUGAUCCCAGCUGCAGAACUCUACGAGAGACUCAGCCGUGGACAUCACCUCAGGUUUCAGAGCGCUACCUUUCAGCCCAUCACUACCCCACGGUGGGCCAGAUCAGCCCUCGAACACGAAAGUCCAUGAGCCUGGACAUGGGUCAGCCCUCACAGGCCAACACCAAGAAGCUCCUGGGCACCCGGAAGAGCUUUGAUCACCUCAUAUCAGACUCUAAAGCACCAAAGAGACCAGAGAUGGAGUCGGGUAUGACCACCCCUCCCAAGAUGAGGCGGGUAGCAGAGAAUGACUACGAGAUAGAGACACAAAGAAACUCGCACCUUCGCAAGGUGUCUGUAUCAGAGUCCAAUGUUCUACUAGAUGAGGAGGUGCUGACUGACCCAAAGAUCCAGGCUCUGCUGCUCACUGUGCUGGCCACCCAGGUGAAAUACACCACUGAUGACUUUGACCAGCGAAUUCUGUACGAGUACUUGGCUGAAGCUAGCGUUGUCUUCCCAAAGGUUUUUCCAGUUGUUCACAACCUGCUGGAUUCCAAGAUCAACACUGUGCUGUCCAUGUGCCAGGACACCAACCUCCUGAACCCUGUCCACGGCAUCGUCCAGAGUGUGGUGUAUCAUGAAGAGUCACCCCCGCAGUACCAACCCUCCUAUUUACAAAGCUUUGGCUUUAAUGGACUUUGGAGGUUUGCCGGACCCUUCUCCAAGCAAACACAGAUCCCGGACUACGCCGAGCUGAUCGUCAAGUUUCUGGAGGCGUUGAUUGAUAGCUACCUACCGGCAGCUGACGAGGAGCGAGGGGAGGAGCAGCUGAGGACACCCACCUCCCCCUACCCCCCCACCAGCCAGAGCCAGCUCAGCAUCACUGCCAACCUCAACCUGUCCAACUCCAUGACCUCACUGGCCACCUCGCAGCAUUCGCCAGGUGUGGACAAGGAGAACGUCCAGCUGUCCCCCAGCUCUGCUCUGUCCAAUGCGGGUCGCACUCGCCACGGAUCAGCCAGUCAGGUCCAGAAGCAGCGCAGCGCCGGUAGCUUCAAGAGACCCAGCAUCAAGAAGAUCGUCUGAUCAGCCAGAGAAAACCCACCCUCCUCCUCCUCCUCCUCUCUGCUCCUCCCCCAGCCUGCCAGGCCUCAUGCUGCACUCCACUUUUUACUCUUUUUAUUUCCUCCUCCUUCUUCAUGGUUUUCGCUCUGGCAGGAGAACGAGUGAUUUUGUGUGGAGGAGGAAUAUUAGCGUGGACAAACUUGAAUUCUGAGCUGCUUGAGAUUUCUUUCAUUAGAGACAGCGGGCAGUGGAGGAGAAGCUUCUGUCCAAUCCUUUCUGUUCUCCACUGGAUUCAGUGUUUAAGCUCUUCAUCACAGAUGUUCAGCAGCGGUUUGAGUCAGCAACGGACGUCACACAAUAAACAAUUGAAAAGAAAAAAUCCCUCUGGUGCUGAUGGGAAUACAGUUUGGACUGUGACAGAUUACACAGGGAGGAACCAGAAACUGAAGUUCAGUCUUAAUGCUGAUGUCCCUUGGCCUUCCUCAUGACGAAACACUCCAGUGUCAGCCAGAUGGACCAAAUAACAGCAGCAGCGGAGCUGGUGGACCCGCUCGGACAUCUCAGCGCCCCUGUACAUAUUUUACAUAGACAGAUAAUGUAUAACUAGUCCUUAGUGCUAAUUUAGAUGUUGACGUUUUCUCCAUGGUGUGCCUUUGUCAGGGUUUUUCAAUGUGUACAAUUUGUAAAGUAAAAGUCAAACCUUGCUGGGGACAAAGAACAGGUACUAAUUAUGGAGGCAAGCCGUCCAUAUUACCAAGAGUUCACACGAGCUGCCUCAAGACCGGCCUCCAAUGAUCGUCAAAUAUACAAUCAUCCAUAUACCCUGUUGCCUGAAAGUAUUUAUCCUGUACAGCUAGAUAGUGCAACACAAAUCUUUUUCUUUUCAAACACUUUCCAAAAAUCUUCUCUUCAAACACUUUCAAUCUAUCAACAUAAAGAGUGCAAAACACUAGGGGAAACGCAACUGUGUAAAUAGCUCCAAGCUCUUUUUGUUUGCUUGUUUUUUGUGUUUUUAUUUAGCUCUGUUUGUGAAUUAUUUUUAGUAUGAACUGCAGCGUUUUAAUUUGUUUACAGAGUGACAAGGAAAAACUGUGUAAUAGGCAAUAAUCCUCAACUCUCAAACUCCUUCGUCAACCACCAAUUUUAUUUGUACAGCGAACAGGGAGAACACAUCGCUAUGUCAGCUCGGUGCAAUAUGAUGCCAACUCCUGAGUUGCCUGUUAACAUAGAGAUUUAGCUCUCAUUGAUUACCUCCAACGACCAUUUGAAUUGAAAAAGAGGCAGUGGACAGUGUGAUGUUUGAUCCUAUCACGCACACACACACACACACACACACACACACACACACACACAGACACACACACACCUCCAUCUGUUUCACCUCAGCAGUCUGAGCUGGACCCGCUACCAUCAGAGGUUUGUCCUGUGGGCUCUUUAAAGGGAAAAUCCACCUUAAAAGAAGCUGUAACACUGUUGGGGCUGUAUACCAUAUUUACAGUGGAGACAAUACCGUUUAGUUCAUAUUAAGACCUUUUUUGCAGCAUAAAAACUACAAAAAUGUGUUAGUAUUUAACAACACACUAGUGGUGGUGAGUGGUUUCGGUCACUGCAUCAGAUCAAAAGUCACAGCAUUGAGACUGAGAUUGUGCUUAAAAGCAAACCUUGUCUUUUCAAAGUAAGUUCCAAAGACACUAAUGAACUGUCACACUUUAAAGACCAGUGUGUGGGAUCUAGUGGCAUCUAAAAAUACGAAAGGUGGCAGUUUAACAUGGUGGACUAAAUGGAAGGCGACCUGUGGAAUCUGUGAUUAUAAAAGGCUCAUUCUAAGGUAAUGAAAAUAUAGCAAUUCCUAUAUUCAGGUGAUUAUACACUAAUGAAAAUAUACCUAUGAAUAUUAUGCUAUAAUUAUGUUAUAUAAUGUUGUGACAGUAGAUCCUCCUAGAUGUUACACACUGGACCUUUAAAACACUUAAAAUAAUCCAAACUUCUCAAAAAUGGACAUCCAAAGUAUAAAGUCCGCCUUAAAUAAACUAAACUCUGACCAAACAUACGGUGCCAAUUGUCAGUACUUGAGCUUUUACUACUUAUUGCCACAGACGCAGUUCAGUCUGAGCUCCAUACUCAGCUCUUAUUCCAACACAGCACCUUUUGGUUCAGGGUUUUUCAGUAUGUCUGCAAUGAUAUGGUGAAAUAUUUGGAAAUGUUUUGUAGAUCUAAACGUAAAUGGUAAACAUCUGGUUUUGGUCUCAGUCCCUCGGCAUCAAACACUGAUUCCAGAACUCUUCACCGCUGAUCCAGCUGACAGAGAUUGAGGACAGUCUUUAGUGGAAGAUGGCGGCUUUUUCCUUUUUAAGAGCUUCAGUAAUAAUUCAGGUUAUUAUUGAUGCAGAGGCCAGCUCUGUCAUUUUAAACCAACCCUCUGUAUCAGCAGAUCUUCUGCAGCAAACACCUUUUCUGCAUGGCACAAGGUGGAGAAUGCUCAUUUACUAUAAAUCACAUCAACUGUACAUCACUGCUGACUGUUUUCCAAAGCAUGCUGUGCAUCUCUAAGCUUUCAGGCAGCCGUUGGUUUCAGUUUAUUUCACAAAAUCAACUUAAGACAGCUGAAACUUGCUUGAGGCAACUAAUCUGCCACAGCAAACAUCAUGUCUGUUGUCAGUGUUGCUUGUGGUAAUACAGUGCACACUGAUAAAACCAUCUGCACAAGAACCCAAUUCAUAUUUGCAUGACCGAAACUAUUGGCCAAUCUUGGCUCAUCACAGAUGUGUCAGUAUCUGUGUGUAUGUUAGCAGAGAAAUGUCAAAGAUGUGUAAACAGAGUUUAUUUUUACUGUAAAAUGUUCCAGUCACUAAUCAUUUCAGGCAGUAUUGGUCUCACAAAUCCAGUAUAUCGGUUAGGGUUUAAAGCUGCAGUAGGUAACAUUUUGUCGUAUUUGCUAAAGUUUUGACAGGAGGACCUGAGACAGAUAAUGUAUGAAAAAAUCUGAUUCCUCUGGCCCCUCAGGAACCAGAUUUUUUCACAAUUAUCUGUUAGGAUAUAGUGAAUAAAAUUAAAUAAAAAUACUGCAGUUUUAAUCUGCGUUAGCCUUUGACAAUUAAAGCAGUAAUGUUGGUCAUUGUGAUGGAUUACAGUUGAUUUGGAUGUUUAUACUGAAAUGAAUGGGAACCAAUGGCUUCCUGGAGAGUAGAAAGACACUGACUAAAACACUAUUUCCACACACUUGUGGAAAUGGUCACAUGAUUUGUAGUAAAUAGGUUUAAACAUACAGCCACUGUGGUCUGGGCCCGUACAGCAGCCGUGUAGACUUGUUGCUUGGGUUGUUUGGUUGACUUCGCUGAUCCACUCGCAGCCUCCGUCCACAGCUCAGCAGGGUAAGUCCGUAACGCUUCUAUCCUGCCUUAACAUCUAUGCAUGGCAAGAGUUGAGUAUUGUUGUACAACUCUGACUUUUUUUAUCUGAGCAGCGUCUCCAACAUGUCUGUCACUCUCUGUUUCCUACCAUUGUACGUGUUCGUGUUACCUUAUGGAUACAUUUGUGAAUCAGUUCACUGCUGAUUUUUUUCUUGUAUUGUAGUUGUCUGAGGGGAUGUCAUUUUCUUCUGUCCAUGCAGCUCGUUCAGUAAACAGGUGAUCACCAGAUAAAUUCCAUGAAAAGGGACGUUUUCAUUAGAGACAGCCUCAGUAACAGUAUUUUGUAAUUCAGCCUCAAAGAACGACUUAAAGGGAAGACAAACCAUGAAAUCAUUUUUCCACUGCUGGAGAGUCAGAACAUUGUUUUGGGUUUAAGAAAGUUGACAUGAAGGAUGAUUGACACCCCCAGGUUAGUAUGCUUGAAACAAACCGGUUCAUACAAUGCAAUGUCUGAACACUUCUGAAGGCAAAAAUGUUAAUACUCGUUCCGUCACAAAUCCUGCUCAUCACAGAGAGCUGAUGACUCUUACAAAUGGGCAUAGCGGGCCUCAGUUCUCAACAGUCUCUCCUUGAAUGUGUUUGUGAUGUACAUAAAACUGACAGAAGCUCCACACACCAGGCAUGGGUUGCACCAACUGGUCUUUGGUAAGCUUGGGCCUAACCGCUAAGUCAUUCCUCGUUAGGACCAGUCUGUAGAAUGAACUUAAGCCUAGUCUGAACUACUUUCGGUCUGAGUGAUGUGCAUUCAUGUAAAUGCCUAGGCGUGCAUUGCUGGGAUAAUUUGCCUCGUUAGCGGCUUAUAAAAGUCAACUGGGCAGAUCAGUGCAGCAUACAGUUAUUUCUUACUGAGUGACCUUCAUUUCUUGCAUUGCUUUUCCCAAUUUUUUGUGGCGAAAAGGUAUGUGUGACUGUAGAGGCUGUAUAUAUCUGUAGCAAUCAAUCUUAAGCCCAGAUGGUGACCGACAUUACCAUUAGGUUGGACUUAGACCUCCAAGUUACGACGACUUAAGAGCAUUUAAGCUUAAGAGCAGGUGUAAGCCCUGUUGGUGUAACCCUGGACAAUCGCUGCGUAAAGUGCGUGUGAUGGCUUCAGAAAGUUACAAAAAUGUUUCGGAAAGGUGUUUUCAGACUGUUAGAUAGUCCAACAACUUUUUCCAACUUGGUUUAAAGCAGACUGGGGCCUUCAGUCACCAAUGUUAUUGAGCAAAUAAAUUAAACGUGUUAAAAUCCUCUUUGAUGUCAGGUUUUACAGACUGUGGUUUGAUUUGAAGGACCACAAUGAAGUGUAAUUUAAUGGAACAUCUGCCCUCCUUCCCAUGUAAAUAGGUCUAACCCUAGUUUAGAGUCAAGCAUGGAGUUGAAUCACAAUUAAGUUGUUAAAGUCACAUUUUCUAAUACAGUUAUGGAUUAGUACAGAGUGGCCACGAAGGUCCAGUUGGAAGGAUUUUUGGAUCUGGGCCAAUGAGGCUAUAAAGAUGCGUGUUUAUUCAGAUUUCUGUGUCAGAUUCCACAGAAAUAUUUCAACUCGUUCCAUCGUCUCUGCUCACCACUUUUCACCAUCGAAUUGAUCUUAAAGCUACACCUGCUGAUUUUCUUCUCCCAAGUAUCCACAAAACCUGAACUACAGAAUCAGCGAGUAUACCUUUUAACAAAACACAACCAGGAAAAAUCUGAAGGCAUAUUUCUUUCAGCACCAUGUUAGCAGAUUGCCAUCAUUUCCAGGUUUUAGUUUGACUUGUGUGUGAAUGGAAAUAUUAAGGAUUAUGUAUCCAUAACCUCUUAAACAAGUGGUUGACUUGCACUAAUUUAAAAACAGUCAUGGGUUUGUAAAGAUGAAAAACCUCAAAAUGUGGCAUGUUUUAUUUGAUGUUAUGCAAAAUCUAAUGUCUGUAGAGUAAUAGUCUGAGUUUUGUUUUUAAUGCAGUAUGUGUGACAAUUGUAAAUACUUUGUGUACAAUUUGAGAUGGUAUAUUUACUACACUGUACAUACAUGUGAUAUUGUAUCAUUUUGUUUUUGUAAAGCAGUUAGUUUCUGUAUAAUAAUAUACAAAUUGAACUAUUCCAGUGUUAGUAAUAAAAUGUUUUGCUCUCCACAA